AUGCAGUUUGCUGCAGAGGACGCCGCCAUUGAAUUCUGUGCGCAGGUUGCAGUCGCCAUGUUUGGCGCGGCAGGCGAACCGACAGACAGCAUCCUCUCCUGCGAUGUUGUGAAGGGCAAGGAGAACAAGCAGAUCUUUGUCGGUGACCUCGUCAAGACCCUCUACCGUGUGUGGGUGGUGCAGUCUAACGACUCCAGCGACGGACUACCGCGUCUUGGCAGCUUGCUGGAGAAGGAGAGCGAGGAUACUGUGAAAUUCACGGCACCAGCCAGCCAUCAAUGUGUGACGGCGUCGAUGCGGGGCUUCGAGGGCAUGACAGUUGGUAUGAGAGAAGGAGGACAACGCCUCAUGGUGAUCCCUGUCAGAGCAAAACGUGGACGCGGGCCAAAUGUCAGCAUGUGCUUUUAUGUUGAGAUUAUUCGCCGCAAGGAUCAGCAAACCUCGUCAACAUUCCAGUCCCACAGAGGCGCCAAGGAGAGAGGUCCGCUGCUUUUAACCGGGGGUGAUUGCAGAACGGCUACGGGCUCGCCGGCGCAGCUUCUUGCCAUAAACUCUGGCUUCGUAGAUGGACACCCGGCGAUGGUGGCAAGCGGCUUCAGCAAAGAGCAGUUUUUGCUGGUGGACAGGCUGCGCGAUCAGGUGUUUACUCUCACACAGCAGCUGCGUGACACUCGGCGCGAGCUGGACAGCCUGUGUGCUGACCUGAAACGUCACGAGCGCCAGUCGGGAGCGCAGAGCUUGACGAGGGCACAAAUCGAGUACUCGAUCGAGCACCUUCUUGCCGAGGGUGACACUAAGAAAAAGGUAUUGGAGGACAAGAGAGCCCUCAUUGGUGAAACAGAGGCGCGAAAUCGAGAGUUGGAGGCGCGACUCGCCAAGUUUCUACAGACAACGAAAACAUUGGGGGAGGAGACGAAGGCCGCUCUUGAUGAUAGCGCCGGCGAGCGCAUCGAUCUGGAUCGGCAGCUUGCUGACACGCAGGCGAGAAUUGUUCGGCUCAAUGGUGAGGUAGAGGAUUUGGGUCGACUCCUCUGCGGUCUCGAAGAUACUUUUCGCUUGACAGCCUUAAAAGUGAAGGAGGAAAAGCUGCGUCUGACACUCUCCAUCACCGAUCAUGAAGGGCACGAGGAGAGGCUGCUGAGGCUGCAGGAGAAAUACAGUGAAGAGGUAGCCAGGCGCAAGCUCUUGGAGUCAAAGUUGGCACCCUUACAAGAGGAGCUGCGCAAUCUUGAGGACGAUACGCAGCUCAAGGAGUCACUGACGCAGCAGAUCAGAGCAAAGACGGAGAGCGACAGAACGCACUACGCCCAGCUUAUCCAGCAGGAGCGAGAGCAGGCGGCGAUUGAACUAAGGCAGCUCAAGCAGGACCUCAUCGAGGAGUUGGCCGCACGUGAUCGGCAGUAUGAAGAGGCAAAGGAGAGGGUUUCGACGGAAGCCUACGAGCAAGGCAUGGCACAGGGCGUGGAGGAGGGGCUUGCGGACGCUGCGAACGAAGGGGAUGUGAUUGCGCACGACAUGGCGGUGAACGCGCAGCGAUGCAAGGCUGAGGCAGCGGCGUUGCAGGUGCGUGUGCAGGCGAACUGCGCCGCGAACGAGGCGGAUGAGCGCCGUCUCACCUCUCAGAUAGAGUCGCUCCAAGCUUCAUUGACGCGAGUCCUUCAUGACAACAACACCCUCUCGGCCCAGCUUGAAGCGACGCAAGAGGAGCACGCUGUCAAGGUCGGCGAGGUGUACCAGCGGCUUGUUCGUCUCAUCCGCUUGUGUGGCGCCGCCUCAAUCAGUCAGCCCUGCUUGGCAGCAAUGAUGCGGGCUGCCGAGUCCGGGGCAGAGUUUGAUCCCUUCCGCUUCCAGCAGAUGGAGAGCGCGAGGGAAGCGCAGCUGGCGCGAGACGAACGGGCUGCUGUGGCGGCAUGGGUGCAAGCAAGCGUGUACAAUCAACCCACCCACAUGCCACCGCUCCGUCCACCGUUCCCCUACGCCCCGACGAGCAAAGGUCCCGUGCUUUCCGCGGAGACCAUGGGAACCAAGGUGUUACUGAACCCAGCAGUGCAUCAUCGUCUUCCAGUUUUGACGGCGACAACUACAUCCGUCACAGCAGAAACCCCAGCGCCGAUUCCCUCAGCAACCCCUGCGGCUCCUGGGGAGGUAGAACCCGUCAUUCCUGCGCCUUCGCUUGCGUUGCCGCCUACUCCAGUAGCCCCUGCCCAACCCUCUGAGGUGUCAGAGUCUCAGCAAAGCGAGCCGCAGAACACGGCGGCUAUUGAAAAGGCGUCAACACGACAGCGCGUUAAGUUUCCUUCAACGAAGAUACGAUACUUAGGUGACAGCGGCGCAGCCGGGGGAACAGAGGCCACUGCGCAUCAGCGACAACCUUCCCUCUAG
Messenger RNA from Leishmania major strain Friedlin, 2382 nucleotides. RefSeq lists its product as hypothetical. The transcript has a single exon. NCBI's taxonomy places the organism in Eukaryota, Euglenozoa, Kinetoplastea, Trypanosomatida, Trypanosomatidae. Bases 1 to 2382 code for a protein of 793 amino acids. The record is from RefSeq and is a predicted model, not a curated record. Gene Ontology annotation, molecular function: peptidyl-prolyl cis-trans isomerase activity.